Hyphopichia burtonii NRRL Y-1933 is the source of this 1374-nucleotide messenger RNA. Its product is annotated as LIP-domain-containing protein. Gene Ontology annotation, biological process: lipid catabolic process. The record is from RefSeq and is a predicted model, not a curated record. NCBI's taxonomy places the organism in Eukaryota, Fungi, Ascomycota, Pichiomycetes, Serinales, Debaryomycetaceae. The transcript is spliced from 2 exons. Gene Ontology annotation, molecular function: triacylglycerol lipase activity. The coding region runs from base 1 to 1374 and encodes 457 amino acids.
AUGAACUUUUUAAGAGUGUUAACUUUUAUUUUCCUUAUUUCUAUUGCUUCGGGUGCUCCUUCCGGUCUUCUUAAGCCUUCUCAGGAUGACUUUUAUGAUCCGCCCUCAGGGUACGAGUCAAAGCCUGAGGGGGCUAUUUUAAAAUGGAGAAACACUCCAGCUAAAAUGGGUGCUACUUUUAUGCCAUUGAAUAUCGCAAAUUCAUGGCAAGCCUUGGUGAGAACUACUGAUUCCCAUGGUAAUGCUACUGCGAUCGUGACUACUAUUAUGAAACCACAUAAUGCUAAUUCUAAACAAGUUAUUAGUUAUCAAUCAAUGGAAGAUUCUGCUAAUGAAAACUGUGCACCUAGUUAUUCGUUACAGUUUGGUUCUGAUGCUAACACCCUUGUGUUAAAAGCAGAAUCUUACAUUAUUCAAAUUGCUUUGGAAAGGGGUUACUACGUGGUAACUCCUGACUAUGAAGGUCCCAAUGCUGCAUUUACUGCCGGGAGAAUCGCAGGCCAUGCCGUGUUGGAUAGUUUGAGGGCCACCAUCCAGUCCGCCAACGAAACCGGAAUCGCCGCCGAUGCUUCUUACGCAUUGUUUGGCUACAGUGGUGGAUCAUUAGCUAGCGGAUGGGCAGCCAGUUUACAACCAACUUAUGCACCGGAGUUGAAGUCCAAAUUGAUUGGAGCAACCCUCGGGGGCUUUGUUACGAACAUCACCGAAACCGUUACUGCAGUGGAAGGAACGGUGUUUGCUGGGUUGACGCCUAAUGGGUUAUGGGGGUUAAGUCAAGAGUACCCAUUUUUCAAAGAAUAUCUUAAACAAGGUAUGAGCGAAGAACAUUAUAAGAAGUUGAAAACUGCAUCCGAAAACUGUUUAUUGAAUGCUAUUUUAGGGUUUCCGUUCUAUAGAUUUUUCAGUGGAUCCGAUCCAUUUUUCAAGAAAGGGUGGGACGUGUUUAAAGAGGACGAUAUUAAACAAAUGCUUGAUGAAAAUACGUUAUUGUUUCAAAAUAACCAAGAGAUCCCCGAUAUUCCAUUGAUGAUUUAUCAUGCCACCAACGAUGAGAUUGUGCCAUACCAUGGUAAUAGUGAUAGAUACUACGAUAACAUUUGUAAAUGGAAACCGGACAUUUCAUUAGAGUUGAACAUUGAUCAAACCGGAGGACAUAUAUUAGAGAUUCCCCAAGGGGUUCCAGCAGCAUUUGCCUGGCUCGAAAGAUUAUUUAGGGGACAAAAUAUAGUUAAGGGGUGUCAUAAGACUACCAGACUUAAUAAUUUAUUAUACCCAGGGGCAGAUUAUUCAAUUUACACCGCCUUAACUGCCGCCAUCAAGAGUUUGGUCGGGGGAGAAAUUGGACCAAAUGGUGAAGGAUUACCAGUUAGUUAG